AAUUUCACUCAGUCGGCGAGGAAGGCGAGAGAGAGAAAGACAAUCCUUCGCAUUUUAUAAUACAAAGGUAUUGGCUGUGUGACCGGCAGCCGGUUGGAGUGCUGGCCUUUUGUGGAUUGCAGAAAAAUGUAGGAACCAUGUAACGUGUGAGGAUGUGUCAGGAGUGUGUUAAGGAAGAGUACCCAGAUCGGGGCACGAUCUGUCUGGACACAGGAGCGUACUUAGCAAACCUACAAGGCUGUCAUGUUUGUGGUGUUAAAGACUCCCUCAACACUGCGAACCGGUCCAUAUUCGACUCACAGACUUCUCCACAAGAAGUCAUUGAGUAUGACCAUGUAUGCGGAAACUGCAGCCAUGUGAUUGCUUCUCACACACACCGGUUCUGGGUAGAAGAGGACUUCCAGUACUAUGAGAUGAGCUGCAUGCUCUGUGGUGAGGCUGAUGACACACGCUCCUGUCUCCCUGACGACCCACGCAUGGAAACCAUCUUGUUCUGAGGACCUAAAACACCAAGGAACUUUCCUCUUUCUAUGCCACAGUGAAGCAUGUGAGACUGUGAAUCCCUGCAUACAAGAAGGGAGGAAAUGGUUUGGGUGUUGUUGACUUUCUUGCCUGUGGAGAAGCUAUAUUCAUAAGAAGCACUUAGAUGUGCAUGUAGGAUCUCUUUACAUAAAUAUCUGUUGAAACCUGAUUUGUAUUUUUGUUGUUGUUGUUGUUUUUAAUUGUAUUCUGUAUGAACUUACUCUUUUAAGGAGUAACUGUUGUGUUUUUUUUCCAUUAAACUGUUUAUGAAUGUUCAAGGGUUUUUAAUAAGAUUGAUGUGUGAUUGUUAUUGAUAAUAUUUAUUUUAUUUGUUAAACAUUUUUUAUUGAUAUGUAGCAUUUUCUAUAUUUAUAUUUUUAUACCCAUUUUUUACCAAAACCUCAAUAUCACAAAUAUGUAAGAAUGAUAUUUAGAAUUAAAAGUUUUUGAAUGUGCAUCAAAUUCGGUAUAAAAUACACAAAGCUGGUCAUUUUUAGUCAUAAAGCUGGAAAAUACCCACAAAAUUUACAGUUAGUCAUAAAGUUUACAUAAUGGUGGGUGUUCGCAAGAUAAGGACUGUUCUCUUAAUGGUAAUGGUGCUUUUGUUAGUGUAUAUUAUGAAACAGGUUGGUCAACGGUGGUCUGUCAAGGAAUAUACCCCAGGAAAGCAUGUGAUGAGCAGAAAUCGCUUAGAGGAUCUUGUUGUCAUCAUUAGAGAAUUUGAGACCUUUGAUAACGACGUAAGUGAGACCGUUGAAUCUGUAUUGAGCGCAUGUGGUGGAGUGUGUAGGGUUUUGGUCGUCAGUGAUGAGACUAUUUAUCCCCCUCUGCACCUGCCAAAGCAAGUCAAGUCACUGGUCUUGACACCUGGACUUCUGCACCACCGUCCACACAUCCCUGAUUUUCUCACAAAUACAAAAUAUGUAUUAAUACUCCCCGAUGGCGCGCGGUGUUCUUCUCGCAUGCAGUUGCAUGAUCUGAUACACUUGCUUGACACUGGUGAUUGGCAGGUAGUUGCAGUUGGUGUGGGUGGAUCACCUCUCACAUGCCAUCGUUACACACUUGACAUUCAGGCCUGGACACUUUCUAUAGCCCCAGCACCUCAGAGCGAGGCAUGUGAUGCAAUAAGUGGCCGUGCAGCCAUCCUGAUGCAGGUUAGUGAUUUCUUGAAGCUAACCCAUCCAUUAGCUCGACCCAUCCCAGUUAGCAUAGGUAUACAGGGUGCAUCACGUUCUUGGAAGGUCCAUGUCAGUCGAGGAGGCUUGUUUGGUGAGGGCCGCCAGCUCUACUCAACAGAGCACUUGCAGUGGAAGCAUGAUUCACUCGAAGAAGAAAGAAGAAAGGCUUUAUAUGCUGCUCUGGGAAUUAAGAAAGUGGUAAGUUCUGGUGGCAAUGUUCUGUGGUAUGGCUGCACUCGUACAACACCACGGUGCUUUCCAACAGUGGUGGAUGACACACCUGAUUACCUCUACCUGGGUCGUUGGACACCACCAUGUUGUCUGGAAGGGCUUAGAGCCACAGCUAGACAUGUAUUUCAAGCUUUGAAAGCAUGUCGUGCUCGCUGGUGGCUGGAAGGAGGUUCAUUACUGGGGGCUGUUCGCAAUGGAGACAUCAUUCCUUGGGAUUAUGAUGUUGAUGUAGGAAUUUAUGCACAAGAUGUGGAUCGCUGUCCACAGCUUAAAGCAGCACGUUGGCAAACUUUAGAGGAUGCAGAAGGGUUUGUGUGGCAGAGGGCAUCGGAGGGAGGGUUUUUUAGAGUACAUUACAGCACUACGAAUCACCUCCAUGUGGAUGUCUUUCCCUUCAGCCCACGUGGAGGUGCCAUGACACGUGGUGGUGCUUGGACUACAGGCCACCGUCAAGACAUAGAUUUCCCAGAACAUUUCUUAAGACCCCUUGCUACAGUUAACUUUGCUGGGGUCUUAGCCUCAGCCCCCAACAAUGUGCGGGACUUUUUAGAGCUCAAAUUUGGUGCAGGUGUCAUAGAGUCACCACAAUACCCCAAUCCUGGUGUGCUUCUCUCUCGAAAUAUCUCAAUUCUGCCACACCUGUGAUGUGGACCUUGCCUUACAGAGGAGUUGACAGGGACAACAGUGGACUCUCGGGCACUCUCUUGGUUGCCAUUGCAGGUAUUCUUGUCUUCUGAUGCAAAUGUGAAUGUUUUUACAAAUAAUUCAUCUCGUCUUAUUAGUGUGCAUUUAUUGUUGAUGUGUUGUCUUCCAACAAUGUGAAGUAUAUUUUAUCAAAUUAUAUUAAUAUUGAAUAUCAAUGGAAUCAAAAUAUUGAAUAGUAAGUAAAAUCAUUACUAUUGAUUUCCUUACAUACCCUCAUUUGUGAUUACUCUUCAGGAAAUGUAUACAAGUUUAAUAGAUAAAUUAAGCAAAAAUUGCUGAUGUUGGCUAUUUGUGAUAUAAUUAGAAAAAAAAAAAUUGAGUUUGCAGUGCUCUUGGCUUCAAAUGUUUUGUUGUUGAUAGAAUCUGUUGAAUAAAAUUUUCAGUGACAAGUGAAAAGUGUGAUAUGUUGAAGAAGACCAUAACUUUGCUCAAUUACUGUAUCCCAUUUUAAGGGUUCAAAAUUUUGUAAAAGUAUGCAUGGAGCUCUUUAUCAUUUUUGACAGAUAUUUAGUUUGAUGUAGUGGAAAGUUUGUUAAAAGCCUGUGUAUUUCAUUAAUAGCUUCGUUUUGAUAGCAUAAUCUUCUGACAUUUUGAAAAUUACAAAAUGUGACUGCACAAACAGUAGAUAAAAGACAUCAAACAUUGCACCUGGAACUGUUAUUGAGUUUAGAAUGCAGACAAUCUAGCUGAUUUGUUUUCCUUGAGAAUUAGUGAGUCUGCUGUUUGCUUAUUUAUGCUGAGUUGAUCCAAGGCAUUGAUUUGAUCUGCCAGAUUUUGUAUAACAAAGAGAUAGGAAGUAUAUAAAAAAAGUUGCUGCUGCCAAAUAGUGUAGGAGAUGUUAGAAAGUGGUAAUGUGCUGUGCUUUUAGAUGUCUCAGAUUUGGUGUACGUUCUUUUGAUGACUGUGACGUUGUCAUUUAUUACAGUCAUAUUUGAUGUUGAACUGAUUAUUGUGGUAAUAAAUGAAGGAUGUGCAAAUA
Penaeus monodon (black tiger shrimp) is the source of this 3615-nucleotide messenger RNA. Its product is annotated as fukutin-related protein-like. The coding region runs from base 1074 to 2576 and encodes 500 amino acids. The record is from RefSeq and is a predicted model, not a curated record. The transcript has 5 exons. NCBI's taxonomy places the organism in Eukaryota, Metazoa, Arthropoda, Malacostraca, Decapoda, Penaeidae. Gene Ontology annotation, biological process: protein O-linked glycosylation via mannose. Gene Ontology annotation, cellular component: Golgi apparatus.